Pocillopora damicornis (cauliflower coral) is the source of this 1291-nucleotide messenger RNA. RefSeq lists its product as uncharacterized. The record is from RefSeq and is a predicted model, not a curated record. Lineage: Eukaryota; Metazoa; Cnidaria; Anthozoa; Scleractinia; Pocilloporidae. Gene Ontology annotation, biological process: regulation of transcription by RNA polymerase II. Gene Ontology annotation, molecular function: RNA polymerase II cis-regulatory region sequence-specific DNA binding; DNA-binding transcription factor activity, RNA polymerase II-specific.
AGCAACUCCACACGGGUCCUAACAGGUCCAGGAACCCUGGCUUUAAAUAUCUGUGACUCUUUGUUGUUAAAAUCAUGCGCUGGCGUCAAAAGUUUCACUUUCCUCAGUGAUUUGACAUUGUAAGGUCACGUCGUGAUACGAAGAGCAAGCUAACGAUCUCGAUGGAUCUUAAAAACCAGAAAUCAAAGCUAUCCUUCUCGAUUGAGAAUAUUCUACGCGAUGAUUUUUCUACAAGGCCAAGAAAAGAUGUUCCUACUCUGAUACCAUCCAUGAAUUCUAGUUUUGCGAAAUGGCCAAAUAUUCCGGUGUACCGCCUUUGUGCAGUUCGCUACAACCCAAUGUUUGUGCAAGUUUUGCCGCGAUGGCCAUACGCUGGAACCAAACUGAACAAGGGGAGAACUGAGGAUCAACAACCGUGCCAGGAGCAGCAAACAAACAUCGAAGCCGACGUUGGUUUCUCUGCCUGUGAAACCCAAGAAGGCGAAGACGAAAGAAAUGAAAACAAAGCCAAGAUAGAAUCUAAAUCAGAGAAAUGCUUGAAAGUGAAAGCUUUGGAGAGAAAACGCCGUCAUCGCAGCCAUUUUACUCAACGUCAGCUUCAAUAUUUAGACAAAAUCUUUUCUCGCCAGCAAUAUCUCACUCGAGACGAGCGCACGCUAUUAGCAAGGGGCCUGGAAAUGACUGAACUUCAGAUCAGAAACUGGUUUCAAAACCGUAGAUACCAGCGAAAACAUCGCGCAAACAAGACCACGAAACCAGAUGAAGAGGGUUCACCGUCAAGUGUGAGAAGUGAAGAUUAGGUCUUCGGAGAGAUUAAGUCUAAUUUGAGCACAGUCGAAAAAGGAGAGAAUAAAAAAGGCUUUCUGAAUAUUUACUAAAGGAAUCUAAAUGGAUUCAGUACAAACUGCGAGUAAUCAUUUUAUUAGAUUCUACUUAUAAUAAGGAACACAGUUUAUUCAAAGCUUCGCAAAGAAGGGCAUUGAUGUUAACGUGAAUGAAACGCCUUGUAUUAUUAUGGCGUUAAAAAAAGUUUCAAGCGGUUUAAACCAAAGUAAAGAAAUACUCUAUCCAAACGUUAUUUAUAUCGAGCUAUUUAUGCUAAUCCUUGACCAAAAAAAAAACACACGUUCAGUUCUACGAGGGACUAAAAAAACUCCUGAUUAUACAAACUAUUUUACUUAAGUCUAUGUUUUUGAAACUCAUAAUACGUGACUUGUAGAUAUUGUAGAAAACUAUUGUGUGAUUCAUUAAAUGUAGAAACAGAAAUACGAAUAUACUUUAAAGAUGGCGA